This is a messenger RNA of Geodia barretti, 1425 nucleotides long. NCBI's taxonomy places the organism in Eukaryota, Metazoa, Porifera, Demospongiae, Tetractinellida, Geodiidae. The record is from the annotation of a GenBank genome assembly.
AUGCUGCCCGAUUUGAGAACGCGCACACUAGCGCUGGCGCAGGCGCUCUAUAAGGUUUCGCCCCCUUCUAUAUACCCUGUGGGGAACGCCCAGUCUCUACUAGUAGCGGGCAUAGCCUAUCUUCGUUCGUCGCACCGUAAAAUGUCCGUUGGAGGUGGUCCCGAUUUCGACCUGGUAUCAGUCCAACUCCAGUGCCCUGUGAAGCUCACCGACCGUCCUGAACUAGGGAGGGGUUCGUAUGGCGUGGUACUAGAGGCGGUGAUUCCUGGGGCGGUUUGCGCUGUGAAAAGGGUACACGAUGUGUUUUCAAGGCAGGAUAGAGACUGGCAGAGCCCCGAACUAAUACAGGAUAAGUUUCUCCGAGAGUGUAAAGUGAUAAGCCGCUUGCGCCAUCCGCACAUUGUGCAAUUUCUCGGAGUGUGCGAGAUUGUCGUCCGAGGCACCCCUACCCUCGGUCUGGCAACAGAGAAGCUUUUUAUCGAUCUGCAUUCUAUGCUCGACCAGUCACCCACAAGUAUUCCACUUGGUCUCAAAUUCUCCAUCCUUCACGAUGUAGCUUCGGGUCUUCAUUUCCUUCAUGCUCAGACUCCUCCCAUCAUUCACCGUGAUCUUACCGCACCAAAUGUCCUCCUCAAUUCAGCGAUGGUCGCCAAGAUAGCCGAUCUCGGCAUGGCCCGCCUCAUUCCUGAUGGAGAAAAUCAACUAACCAGGAGGCCAGGAAAUCCAUCCUACAUGCCCCCUGAAUCAGAAGGAAAAACGUAUGAGAAAUCCCUUGAUAUGUUCUCCUUUGGUGUUUUGGCCCUUUUCACUUUGAUACAAAAGUUUCCUGAGCCUUUACCCGUAAAAUCAACCGAGGAGGGGGAGCCUGUUUUCCGCUCUGAAGUAAAGCGUCGAGACCCCUUCCUAAAGGAGUUGCGUGAGGUGGUGAAGGGUCAUGAGAGUCUGAUUGAAGCAGUAGAGCAGUGCCUUCAUGACAUCGCUACGAAAAGGCCUGAAGUCAAAGCCAUGCUGGCUCUCUUGCAGUCUGCAAAAACAGAGACUUCGACAGAACACCUUGAAAUGAGUAAACUUGACUUAGUCCGAGCCAUUGAGAAAGAGCGAGAAGAUAACAAACAGGAGCAACGCAAUGUCAGGAGAGAGUGUGAUGAAGCCAAAAUAGAGCGAGAAAAUAUCAGAGAGGAGCUAAAGAGGAUGCAGGAGGAGCACAGGAGGGAGCUGGAAGAUCUCAAGAGAGAGCAGGGAGACAAGCACAAGAAGGAACUGGAAGAUCUCAAGAGGAAACAGGUAGAAAAGCUCAAGAGAGAGCAAAAGCAGCAUCAAGUGCAGAUGGAAAAAAAGGAACUAGCAACCCAGUUGCUGGUAAAAGAAAAAGAAGAGCUCCAGCUAAUCAUGAACGAUCACAGAAUCGAGAUGAUGAGAAGGUAA